Messenger RNA from Passer domesticus (house sparrow), 2880 nucleotides. It is a transcript of the gene DLX1, whose product is annotated as distal-less homeobox 1. The record is from RefSeq and is a predicted model, not a curated record. The coding region runs from base 655 to 1422 and encodes 255 amino acids. NCBI's taxonomy places the organism in Eukaryota, Metazoa, Chordata, Aves, Passeriformes, Passeridae. Gene Ontology annotation, molecular function: DNA-binding transcription factor activity, RNA polymerase II-specific; RNA polymerase II cis-regulatory region sequence-specific DNA binding. The transcript has 3 exons. Gene Ontology annotation, biological process: cell differentiation; embryo development; negative regulation of transcription by RNA polymerase II.
UGGGACGCGCGGGCCGGGCCAGGGAGCCCUGGCUCCCGCGGGGCCCGGCGGGCGGGGGCCGCUCGCUUUGUCCGCGGGUGCCGCCGCCUCAGCCGGAGCGGGGCGGGCAGCUGCAAAGCCCCUGCAGCCCGCCGAGCCGGCCGAGCACGGCUGCGGUCCCCUCCGCGGCGAGGGGCGCGGGGGGUUGCGGUGCCUUCCGCCAAAGUCCGGCUCGGCGCCUUCGGAGUCCGGCGGCGGGAGCGGGCGGCCUGCGAUGGGAGCGGGCUCCGGGCCGGGAGCGGGGCGCGCCGCGGCCGCCGCCGGCGCUCGGGCAAGCGCGGCGCUGCCAGCCCGGCUCUCCGCGCUCACCGGGGUCCGGGCGAGCCCCGAGCGCCUCGGACCAAUCCAAAGCGAUUAUGCAAGACGGCGGACCAAUCAGCUCCGCCGUCUCAUGAAUAUUCAUAGACUUGGCUGAGUCAAAGCUUUUAGGCGAGUUUGUGUAGAUCUACAGCAUCAUGCUUAGACUUUUCAAAGAGACAAAUUCCAUUUUCUUAUGAAUGGAAAGUGAAAAACCCUGUUUCGCUUAAAUUGGGUUCUUUCCUGUCCUGAGAAACACAACAGACCCCAAAAAGGCAAGCUGAAGAGAGAACACACACACAGACCAAGCGACAAGAAAUGACCAUGACUACCAUGCCAGAGAGUCUAAAUAGCCCCGUCUCAGGGAAGGCUGUCUUUAUGGAGUUUGGGCCGCCCAGCCAGCAAAUGUCUCCUUCUCCCAUGUCCCACGGACACUAUUCCAUGCACUGUUUACACUCCGCGGGCCACUCUCAGCCUGACAGCUCGUACAGCACAGCUUCGUCCUUCUCCCGACCGCUGGGCUACCCCUAUGUGAACUCGGUCAGCAGCCACUCGACCAACCCCUACAUCAGUUCAGUGCAGUCCUACCCCAACAGCUCCAGCCUGACUCAGACCCGGUUAGAGGAGACAGGGGCCGAAUCGGAGAAAAGCACUGUGGUAGAAGGAGGGGAAGUUCGCUUUAAUGGGAAAGGGAAAAAAAUCCGCAAACCCAGGACUAUUUACUCCAGUUUGCAGCUACAGGCUUUGAACAGGAGGUUCCAGCAGACUCAGUACCUGGCUCUCCCCGAAAGAGCCGAGCUCGCAGCCUCUCUGGGACUCACCCAGACCCAGGUGAAGAUUUGGUUUCAGAACAAGCGCUCCAAAUUCAAGAAGCUGAUGAAGCAGGGAGGGGCCGCCCUGGAGAGCAGCGCCUUGACCAACGGCAGGGCUCUCUCGGGCAGCUCGCCACCCGUGCCUCCAGUGUGGAAUACCACCUCCGCCUCCGGUAAGGCCUCGUCGGGGACCCCGGGCACCUACAUCCCCAGCUACACGUCGUGGUACCCUUCGGCCCACCAAGAAGCUAUGCAGCAGCCGCAACUGAUGUGAUUAUAUAUACGUUUUCCCCUAACGCAAGCACUCUCGGUCCCGAAAAGAAUUAAAAUUAUUACAGGAAAAAAAAACUCAAAAAAACCAAAACAAAACAAAAAAAGAAACUAAGUCAAAUAAAAGGAAAGAAAAAAAAAUGAGGGGAAAAGAGAGAGAGAAUUAAAAUUAAAAAAAAAAAAACCAACCCACAAAAGAAACCCAAGCAAACAAACAAACAGGAGGUCUCUUGCCCAUCCAGCCAUUAGGACGCUGCACGGUAGCUCGGUGCAGGAGAGCACAGAUGUGAUGCGGGCCGGUUCCCACCGCUGACAGCUGACGGAGCGGCCCCGAGCACCGCACAACAGCCUGGGAGCAGAGCGAGCGCCGGCCGCGGCUUUGUGGGACAAUCAGAAAAAGAUGUCUGGGGGGCGGGGAAGCCCUCUCCUCUGUCCUGUCUGUCUGUCUGUGUCUGUUGAAAUGUAGGUCAUUUAUUUACUACCCCGAUCUGACCGUCUCUUAAAUUGCAAGGGGGAAGGAAGCUGUACAAUUUACCAGAGCUUCUUUCCCGCGACAUUUUCUGUACCUUUCACUGUCCAUCUGUAUAUUUUUUGUUGUUGUUAAAAGGGGAAGACAGGGGGUUUAUUUAUUGAUUUAAAUUGCCACUAUGAGAGUGCUAGAAACAAACUCAGCUUGCUGAGUGUACUGCUUGGACGCACAGUUUAAACAAAACCACAGACGGUCCGUCGUCCCGUUCCCCCCUCCUUCUCCCCGAGUAAAUCACCACGAGGGAAGGAUGCGAUUUUAACUUUUACAGUAACUUUUAUACUUCGCUGGUGUGGAAAAUUUUGAUCCGAGUGAUUUGCAUUUCUCAAGUAUUUAACAAAGGAAAUAAAUGCACAUUGUUUGGUACUCUGAAGUGGAAUUGCAGCAGCUGCCAGCGCUUUGCUGAGGUGAAGCAAGGCGCAGAGGACGGAACGACAGCCCGGAGGGCGGCGGGGGGGACCCACCGGGAGGGCGGGCGGGCGGGCACACCCGCGCUGUCCCGGCGUGGCCUCCCCGCGCAAAGUCGGCCCGAAGUUGAAAUGCACAAAUCGACGUGCAGGAGCUACUCGCUGUACAUAUUUUAUUCUUAAUUAUUAUUAUUAUUAUUAUUAUUGUUCUGUAAACAUGUUGCACAAAUUUAGCCUUUUUAAUUAUUAUUAUUAUUAUUAUUAUUUCUGUUCUGUUUCGUGUGGCUGUAAAACAUGAUGCUUUGUGUACUGAGAUCUUGACAUUUUACUUGUGAAUUCGGAAAAUGUGAUAAACUGAGCUCGGCUGUGUUUAGUGUUCUAUAUGUCAAAGUUUAGUUUUAUAUUGAGAAUGUUAACUUAUUGCUUUGUAUCUGGGGGAGGAAAUGAAAAAAAAAAAAACAAUCCACACAAAUCUUUGUACAUAAGUUAUAAAGUUUCUUUGAGACAGUAAAAUUAUGGUUUGGAAAAA